CGCUUCGCUGACCCGUGGCGCGUCUUCAGAGUCUCCAGUCCGAGUCCCUGAACCUGAAAGCGCGCAGCCAGAGUGCCCAGGGAGCCCCCAUACUACUACCUACAGUACUACUAACCACCGUCUGCUGCAACUCGGUACCAGGCAGGCAGUAGAGGCCAGUGGUCCAAAAGAUUCUCGUAUCUGAUGCCACAGUAAACACGCCUUCAAACGGCCACCAUCAUCAUCCUCAUCUUCCCGCCGACCGCACCAACAUCGACACGUCUCCUCCUCUCUGUUUUGUUUGUCCUGUCGUUCGUCCACCUGUCACCCCGCCGGUCCGGAAGUGAAGAAAACAAUCCUCCGUUGACACGUCCCUGCAGGCAUUCUCCUGGCCGACCCCGAAUACAUGGCUGGCCUCGCUGUCAAUAGUUGAGAUCCCAAUCCCGACAACCAGCAACAUCCUCCAAAAUGGCCAGCUGGGACAUCGGCACCCGGGCCUGGUUCCCUAACCAGGCCGAGGGCUUUAUCCCCGGUGAACUGGCUGAGAGGAAAGAGUUGGGCGAGGGCAAGAUAGCCCUUGUCUUCAACCUCUCCGAUGGCUCACAACAGACGGUUGAGACCACCGAGAGCGCUCUCGCCGAUACCCAUCAGAAUGCCUCCCUGCCUCCUCUCAUGAACCCGCCCAUGUUCGAAGCCGCCGAAGACUUGACGAAUCUCUCCCAUCUCAACGAGCCCGCGAUUCUGCAGGCCAUCAAGCUGCGAUAUGCCCAGAAAGAAAUCUACACAUACAGCGGUAUCGUGCUGAUAGCCACGAACCCCUUUGCGAGGGUGGACUCGCUCUAUGUCCCGCAGAUGGUGCAGGUCUAUGCGGGCAAGCAGCGAGCAUCGCAGGCACCGCAUCUGUUCGCCAUUGCCGAAGAGGCUUACACUGACAUGUUGAGGGAUUCGCGGAAUCAGACCGUUGUCGUGUCUGGCGAGUCUGGUGCCGGCAAAACGGUCAGUGCAAAGUACAUCAUGCGGUACUUUGCGACGCGCGGAGCCCCUGGACAGACCGGCAAGGGAAGGAAGCCGAGACCUGAUGCCAUCAGCGAGACUGAAGAGCAGAUUUUGGCGACAAAUCCGGUCAUGGAAGCCUUUGGUAACGCGAAAACGACACGAAAUGACAACUCCUCCCGGUUCGGUAAAUACAUUGAAAUCAUGUUUGACAAAAACACGGACAUCAUUGGUGCCAGGAUACGAACAUAUUUGCUUGAGCGUUCACGUCUCGUUUUUCAGCCGUUGAAGGAGAGAAACUAUCAUAUAUUCUACCAACUUGUGGCCGGAGCCACUGAUGAGGAGAGGCAAGAGCUGAGUCUCUUGCCGGUGGAGGAAUUCGACUAUCUCAACCAAGGGAACGAACCUUCAAUCGACGGUGUGGACGACGCGGCCGAAUUCGCAGCGACAAGGACGUCUUUGAGCACGAUCAAUGUUUCAGAAAGUACACAGAAAGAGAUCUUCCGCAUCCUUGCUGCACUCCUGCACAUUGGCAACAUCAAGAUCGCCGCGAGUCGCACAGAGUCGAGUCUCUCUGCAAACGAGCCUGCCUUGGAACGGGCUAGCAAGAUCCUGGGUAUCGAUGCGAGUGACUUCGCCAAGUGGACUGUUAAGAAACAGCUCAUUACACGGGGGGAGAAGAUCACAUCCAACCUCACUCAACAACAAGCGACGGUUGUUCGAGACUCCGUAGCCAAAUUCAUUUAUUCCAGCCUCUUUGACUGGCUUGUGGAGACGAUAAACCAUGGCCUGGCGACCGAAGAAGUCUUGCAGCGUGUCAGCACCUUCAUCGGUGUGCUGGAUAUCUACGGUUUCGAGCACUUUGCCAAAAACUCUUUUGAGCAGUUCUGCAUAAACUACGCCAAUGAAAAACUGCAACAAGAGUUCAACCAGCAUGUCUUCAAGCUGGAACAGGAAGAGUACAUGCGUGAACAGAUCGACUGGACUUUUAUCGACUUCUCUGACAAUCAACCCUGCAUUGAUUUGAUCGAGGGAAAGCUAGGUAUUCUGUCUCUCUUGGAUGAAGAAUCGCGGCUACCCAUGGGCUCUGAUGAGCAAUUUGUCAACAAGCUUCACCACCAUUUUGCCGGAGACAAGCAGAAGUUCUACAAGAAGCCUCGAUUUGGCAAGUCCGCUUUCACGGUGUGUCACUACGCCCUCGAUGUUACUUAUGAGUCCGACGGCUUUAUCGACAAGAACCGAGAUACGGUACCGGACGAGCAGAUGGAGGUGCUUAAGAAGUCUACUAAUCCGUUCCUGGUGGAAGUCCUGAACGUUGCCGCUGCGGUGAGGGACAAGGACAGUGCUCAAACCAGCUCAAAGACUGUGGCACCCGCAGGCGGACGGCGAGUGGGGGUCGCUGUUAACCGCAAACCCACGCUGGGCGGCAUUUUCAAGAGCUCGCUUAUUGAGCUGAUGGACACGAUCAACUCUACCGAUGCGCAUUACAUCCGCUGCAUCAAGCCCAACGAAGCCAAGGAGGCAUGGAAGUUCGAAGGACCCAUGGUUUUGAGUCAGCUCAGAGCCUGUGGUGUUCUGGAAACGGUUCGGAUCAGCACGGCCGGUUAUCCUACGCGAUGGACGUACGAGGAAUUUGCAAUGAGAUAUUACAUGCUGUGCCACUCAUCCGAGUGGACCACGGAAAUCAGACAAAUGGCUCAAAACAUAUUAGUGAAAGCACUAGGAGAAAGAGCUCAUGAAAAGGCGGACAAGUAUCAGCUGGGUUUGACCAAGAUCUUCUUCCGAGCAGGAAUGUUGGCAUUCCUAGAGAACCUCCGCUCAGCUCGUCUGAAGGAGUGCGCCAUCAUGAUCCAAAAGAACCUGCGGGCCAAAUACUAUCGCCAUAAAUACCUUGACGCGCGUCAAUCGAUCAUCAACUUUCAGGCUGCCACGCGGGCAUUCCUUGCAAGGCGGAAGGCCGAGCAAACCAGACAAGUCAAAGCAGCAACCGAUAUUCAACGGUUCUGGAGAGGACAAAAAGCACGCAGACACUACAACCAAGUUCGAAACGACCUCGUCCUUUUCGAAUCCGUUGCCAAAGGCUACCUUUGCAGGAGGAACAUUCUCGAGACACGCAUUGGCAAUGCUGCCGUUACUAUCCAACGAGCCUUCCGCUCGUGGCGAGCACUCAGGGCCUGGAGGCAACAUCGGAGAAAGGUGGUCAUCGUGCAGAAUCUGUGGCGCGGCCGGGUCGCUCGACGCGAUUACAAGAAGUUACGUGAGGAGGCCCGGGAUCUGAGGCAAAUCUCGUAUAAACUCGAAAACAAGGUGGUCGAGCUUACACAGUCGCUUGGAGCACUCAAACGAGAGAACAAGACAUUGCUUUCCCAGCUGGAAAAUUACGAAGGUCAGUUGAAAUCGUGGAGAUCACGACACACUGCUCUGGAGGCACGUUCUCGGGAAUUGCAAGCCGAAGCCAACCAAGCUGGUAUCGUGGCAGCCCGUCUGAGCGCUUUGGAAGAAGAGCAUGCCAAGCUACAAGCCAGCCAUGACGAACAUAUGGGCAAUGCCAAAAGAUUGCAGGAGGAAGAACGUAAACUCCGGGAGACGCUGCAAGUUUCGAAUGCGGAGCUGGAGCAAUUGCGGCAGACUGUCGCUACUCAUGAAAGCGAAAGAGGCUCAUUACGGCAACAGAUCAAUGAGCUUCAAGAUCAGCUAGAGAUGGCCAGGAAGGCGCCACCACCCGCGGCCACCAACGGCGUCAAUGGAGAUUAUGUCAAUGGCGGAUCUCAACUUCCAAAUGGUUUGAUCAACCUUGUUUCCUCGAAGAAGCCCUUGAAGCGACGAAGUGCUGGGGCUGCGGAGCGCAGCGAACUCGACAGAUACAGCGUGGCUUACAACGCUCGACCUGUCUCAAUGGCCCUCGACACGCACCUUAAGACGCUGUCGGGCUCCACCUUUAAUGCUGGUCUGGACAGCAUCGAGAUGGAACUCGAAAACCUCCUUUCGCAGGAAGAGGAGCUGAACGAGGAAGUCACCAUGGGGCUUAUUCGGGGCAUCAAGAUCCCUCAGCCUGGAGCCAACCCGGCACCGACCGAGAAAGAGGUCUUGUUCCCCUCCUACCUUAUCAACUUGGUCACAUCGGAGAUGUGGAACAACGGAUUUGUCAAGGAGUCGGAACGAUUCCUCGCCAAUGUCAUGCAAUCCAUCCAACAAGAAGUUAUGCAGCACGAUGGGGACGAAGCCAUCAACCCUGGUGCUUUUUGGCUAUCCAAUGUGCAUGAAAUGCUCUCCUUUGUUUUCCUUGCUGAAGAUUGGUAUGAAGCCCAGAAGACGGACAACUACGAGUAUGACCGUCUGCUCGAAAUCGUCAAGCAUGACUUGGAGAGUUUGGAGUUCAACAUCUAUCAUACAUGGAUGAAGGUUCUGAAAAAGAAGUUGCACAAGAUGAUUGUCCCCGCCAUUAUUGAAUCUCAGUCAUUGCCAGGCUUCGUCACCAACGAAAGCAGCCGGUUCCUUGGGAAGCUGCUCCCUUCGAACAACACUCCUGCGUACAGCAUGGACAAUCUUUUAAGCUUGCUGAACAAUGUCUACCGUGCAAUGAAGGCUUACUACCUCGAGGACUCGAUUGUUACGCAAACGGUCACAGAGUUGCUUCGGUUGGUUGGUGUGACUGCUUUCAAUGACCUUCUCAUGCGGCGCAACUUUUUGUCUUGGAAACGGGGUCUCCAGAUCAACUAUAACAUCACCAGGAUUGAGGAAUGGUGCAAAAGCCACGACAUGCCUGAAGGGACAUUGCAGCUCGAGCAUUUGAUGCAGGCCACCAAGCUGUUGCAGCUCAAGAAGGCGACUCUAAAUGACAUUGAAAUCAUCCAGGACAUCUGCUGGAUGUUGUCGCCCAACCAGAUCCAGAAACUGCUGAAUCAAUACCUCGUGGCAGAUUACGAACAACCCAUCAACGGAGAGAUUAUGAAAGCCGUGGCUUCACGCGUCACCGAGAAAAGCGACGUUCUCCUCCUGGCCCCAGUCGACAUGGAAGACAGUGGGCCAUAUGAAAUUGCUGAGCCCAGAGUCAUUACUGCGUUGGAAACAUAUACUCCAUCAUGGCUACAGACACCUCGUCUGAAACGGCUGGCAGAGAUUGUCUCGGCUCAAGCCAUGGCUCAGCAAGAACGAGGAGACCUACCGGAAGAAGAAGCUCUUGAUGAGAACGAACCUAUCGAGGACGAGGUAGCUGUGGGAGCGUGAAGUGGGAGACCAAGCGUUCUUGCGCAGCACCGCGACUACACGACGCAGUAGCUUCGACUUCGACAACGAUCCUCGUCGGACUAGUCCAAUGUGGCUGGAAAACAUUAUGAGGGAUCGUCGUCAUGUAAUUGAUGCUAGAGCCAGCGAACUCGGGGGUUUGUUCUGUCUUGUCCAUGAGGUUGGUCAAUGUCUCGUCGGAUCAGGACGGCGCAUCAAGGGAUGGAGGCGAACAAGUGAAUCGCGCAUCAAGAAUGGGGUAUGGUGUUGAAGUCUCGUCGUCUCCCCAUCUCUUCUUUUUCCCUCGUCGGUGUGUGGCGCACACCAAGCGAAGAAUAUAAUGUUUUUGGCGGGACAGGGGCAUAGCACUGGUGUCAUCGGCGCCUGGCCGGCUGGGCGAGGUCGGAGGCGAACAUUGGCCGUUUUGUCAUCUCAUCUUCCUCUUCUCUUUCUGCGUCUUGUUUUGUUACGCGCUCUUGCAAUGGCUCAUCCGUGGGCACGGUUCGGGCAUUCAUUCUAUGCGAAGCAAUGUAGGAGUGUGGCAGGAUACGGGCUGGCUAGGAGGCGAGUCCUCAGAACUACUAGUUCCCUUUCAUCAAGUGAAACAAAGAAGAGAACUAAUGUCAACGACUGAACUAUACUGUAACUACCUUAAAUUGUCGUAUCGCCAAAAUAACGCAAAGCACGGGUUAAUCUGACUGUCCGCGUGCUUCAUGAGAGAUAUGAAUUGCAGCUCCC
This is a messenger RNA of Exophiala dermatitidis NIH/UT8656, 5934 nucleotides long. Its product is annotated as myosin ATPase. Gene Ontology annotation, molecular function: ATP binding; actin filament binding; microfilament motor activity. Gene Ontology annotation, cellular component: actin cytoskeleton; vesicle; cytoplasm. The transcript has 2 exons. Lineage: Eukaryota; Fungi; Ascomycota; Eurotiomycetes; Chaetothyriales; Herpotrichiellaceae. Gene Ontology annotation, biological process: vesicle transport along actin filament; actin filament organization. The record is from RefSeq and is a predicted model, not a curated record. Bases 448 to 5199 code for a protein of 1583 amino acids.